AUGAUCUCGAGACGUCUAUUGUUUUCCUUGGAAGUGGAAAGCUCUCUGGGGGUGGAGGCGGUGGAUUCGGAGGUGGUGGCAGUGGAGGCGGCGGAUUCGGAGGCAGCGGCGUUGGGGCUGGUGGAUUCGGAGGUAGCGCAGGACAGGAAAUCGGAGGAUGAUUUUAAAACGCCCAUUGGUGAGGAAGCUAGUGUGUUUGUAGUGGUGGUGGUCGUGAUGGCGAUGGUGUACGUUGCUGCGGCUGGAGGAGGAUAUGGUAGUGGUGGAGGAGGCGGUGGAGGUGGAGGGAGAGGUGGAGGAGGUGGAGGAAGAGGCGGUGGAGGAGGAAGAGGAGGUGGAGGAGGAUUUGGUGGAGGACGUGGUGGAGUAAGUGGUGGAUUUGGUGGAGGAAGUGGUGGAUUUGGUGGAGGAAGAGGAGCUGGUGGAUUCGGAGGCGGCAACGCACUUGGCGGUGGCGGCGGUGGCGGAGGAGGAGGAGGAGGAGGAUACGGUGGAGGUCGCGGCAGCGGCGGCGGAGGCGGUGGAGGCGGAAGUGUGCUCCCCGCAGUUUUCCUUGGAAGUGGAAAGCUCUCUGGCGGUGGAGGCGGUGGAUUCGGAGGUGGUGGCAGUGGAGGCGGCGGAUUCGGAGGCAGCGGCGUUGGGGCUGGUGGAUUUGGAGGUAGCAGUUUUGGCAAUGGCGGUGGAGGCGGUGGAUUCGGAGGCAGCGGUUUUAGUAGCGGCGGCGGAGGAGGCAGCGGUUUUGGUAGCGGCGGCGGAGGAGGCAGCGGCCGUGGAGUCGGUGGCAGCUAUGGAAAAUGAGCACAUACACCCAGAUGUAAGAAAAUAAAAAUAUCUUUGCACUAAAAGCCUUUUAUUUGAUAUCUAUAACAAUCGCAUCUGCAUAC
Messenger RNA from Penaeus monodon (black tiger shrimp), 884 nucleotides. Its product is annotated as glycine-rich protein DOT1-like. The record is from RefSeq and is a predicted model, not a curated record. The transcript has 4 exons. NCBI's taxonomy places the organism in Eukaryota, Metazoa, Arthropoda, Malacostraca, Decapoda, Penaeidae. Bases 1 to 798 code for a protein of 265 amino acids.